CUACUUGAACGGCGCGGGCGGCUCCAGGCGCGCCCGUCCCCGGCCCCGCCGCUCCGGGCCCGCCGUCGCCUCGGCCGUGCCCUCGCCGCUCCUGCCGCGGCCAUGCUGGCGGAGCAGGAGAACCAGGAGAACGUGCCCCCGCCGGCGGGCGGCAAAGCCGCGGCCGUGCCGCCCGCCGCCGGCACCCGCGUGGCGCUGGGGCUGCUGCGGGGAGCGCAGCAGCGCGCCGGGGUCCCGCUGCAGGCGGCGCGGGGCGGCUGCGAGGGCCAUGGAGCGGCGGCGGGGCUGCAGCAGCAGCAACACCAGCCCUUCUCCAUCCAUGUGGACGAGCCCGAUGGCGAGCGGGAGCCGCGGCGGCAGCGGGGAGUCCCGGCGGGGCAGAAGGAGGAGGCGGCGCUGGCGCUGCGUGCGGCCGUGUGUGCCCUGGGCGAGCGGCGGCCCCUGGCCCCGCUGGGCAACGCCAUGGAGCUGAGCGUCGAUUCUCCAAGUAUUAUGGAUAUUUCAAUAACCUCAGAACCAGAAGAGAACGCACCAAACGUUAAUAACGUGCCAGACUAUAUCGACGAAAUCCAUACAUACCUGAGGGAAAUGGAGGUGAAAUGCAAGCCCAAAAUAGGUUACAUGAAGAAGCAGCCUGAUAUCACAAACAACAUGCGGGCUAUUCUUGUGGACUGGCUGGUGGAAGUUGGAGAAGAAUACAAAUUACAGAACGAAACCCUGCACUUAGCUGUAAAUUACAUUGAUAGGUUUCUUUCUUCCAUGUCUGUUUUGAGAGGAAAACUUCAGCUUGUGGGUACUGCAGCUAUGCUGCUCGCAUCGAAGUUUGAAGAGAUCUACCCUCCUGAAGUGGCUGAGUUCGUCUACAUCACAGAUGACACCUACACCAAGAAGCAGGUCCUAAGGAUGGAGCACUUAAUUCUGAAGGUUUUGUCAUUUGACUUGGCGGCUCCAACGAUCAACCAGUUCCUCACCCAGUACUUCCUACACCAGCAGACAGAUGCUAAAGUGGAGAGCCUGUCAAUGUACCUGGGAGAGCUGAGUCUAAUUGAUGCUGAUCCUUACCUGAAAUACUUGCCAUCAGUUAUUGCUGCUGCAGCAUUUCAUCUGGCAGACUACACCCUCACUGGACAAACCUGGCCUGAAUCCCUGUGCAAAGUAACUGGUUACACCCUUGAAGACAUCAAGCCUUGCCUCAUAGACCUACACAACACCUACCUCAAAGCAGCCCAGCACACACAACAGUCCAUAAGGGAAAAGUACAAGAGUACCAAGUACCAUGGAGUAUCGCUCAUUGACCCACCAGACACACUAAACUUAUUGUAAUAAUCAAGAGACUGAUCUUUUUAAGAAAUGUAUAUUGCUAGGAAAUGAUGUACAGUUUUAAACAUGGUUCAAGAUUCUAGAUAUGAUCACUCAGAAUAUGAACACAACCUUUGACUUCAGUUAUGAAGUUUAGUUUCAUGUGGUUUUAAUGUAAAUCUUUUGUACAUGCAAUCUUGUUAAGAGUUUUAGCUGUGUUUUUAUAAAAAUGUUCUCUUCAGGCACAGAAUUAACCAUGCAGGCCACGUGAAAUCUGAGACUGCUUAUCUAAUUAGAGACUAAAUGUUAAUAUUAGCAGUGCAUUAUUUUAGUAGGACUUUUUCUCCUUCUGGGUAAGAAAGACUUGAUCUCCACAGAGUAUUGGUAGCAUUUUUAUACUGUCUAGUUUAAACUGAGACUUAGCAUAGAUCCAAAACAUGCCUAAUGGCUACAAAACUGGAAGAAACUCUAUGCCCACAAGGAGAAUUCCUUGCUGGAACCAACUCAUGAGGCUCUUUAGGACGUGCCCCAGUUGCUGUAUAAUGUAGUGCCAGAUCUUCAUCAGGGGAGAGGCUGAAUGCUCUGCUGCAGGGGCUGCACAGUUAAAACUCCUGCACCAGUUCAUACCUCACACUUCUGCUACGCAGAAAAUGAUCUUGCUCUCAGUAUUUGCUAGUCCAAGUGUAAAACUGAUAUUCUAAACCCAUGGAGUUCCCACUGAUAUGUUGGCUGUCCUAAAAGCCCAUUGAGGCCUACUGAGAAAAUUAGUCCUCAGUCUGCUUGCCUUGUACCUCUUCAGGGGUGGUGGAGGCAUUAAACUGCAGUGAGUGAACUGCUGCUCUGUGCCCUCGAGGACAGGCAAUGUCUUCUGGCAAGAGUUGUGUACGCCCCUCAGGCUUGGGAGGAGCUCCUUUGUGGCACACAGCAAAAAUGUGCUGUAUUUUACCUCACUUCAGGAGCUGUUACAUGAGCAAACUGGCAUUCAAUCAGCAUUAGAUCAAGUGGAUGUUUACCUUCAGCCUGUGUAAAUGGAGUGGUGCUGCCCUGUCCCUGCUGUUGUUUGCAUGUAAAGCAGCAAGUGCUCGGAAAUGGGCUGAAUUGAGCCAUUUCCAGGUUGGCUAAUAAACAGUUUUUGUAUCUGAUGUUAGUGGUCUUGCCAAUAGCUUAAAAUCACUGAGGGGUAGUCAUCUUAAACUGGCAUUCAUUUCUAAAUCCUCUUGGCAAGGGCUGCCCUGUGAAACCUGUGCCUCUUUGACUUGAAGUUGAGUUAGCACUGUCUCUCUGGUUAUCUGGGCACCCAGCAGCAUAAACUCCUCCUCUCACACAUGUCCAACAGCUGUAAGGGUGUGGCAUAUUUGAAAUAUAUAUAUAUUUUUUUUUUACAUCAUCCUAUCUCUGUCAGGCUGAGCAGCAAGUAUUAAUGAGGAAGAACUCUGUCUCUCACCUCAGCAACUACCAAGUUAGUACUCUGCCCCCACCCUUGUGCUCCUGCCUGAGCCUUCCCUGAACCACCUCAAUUACAAAACCAAUGGAGUCGAGUGUUGGUCAAAAAAGUAGAAAUAGGCAGUGGGAGUGGCCUUUUUGGCCAGUGUGAGCUUCUUAAGAUGCACUUGGACUCUUAUGCAUGUUAAUGGUUAAUGAAGAACCGUAUUUCAUUAGCCAACAUCCUUUCUUUAAAUUAAUUUCAGUGGGCUGCUAUUGAAAUGCUAGAACGACUUGGGGACAGCCUGUGCAGUGUAUCAUGUCUGGUGCUUGGGGCUGGAAACACUUUAACCUUGCAGGAGAGGAGUUUAUAUAGGCAGGAAUGUGUUUUUCACUGUUUGACCUUGGAAGGGUAACUGGCAAGGCUGACUGCAAGCAAUUGCUUGAAGGUAACAGGCCACAGUGCUCUUCCUGGGAAACUGUUCUGCCUUCCCCUUCCUUUCUGUGGUGUAUUCUAAGACCACUGAGAAAUAUGAACACUGGAGGGGUAAUUUAAAGGAAGCUCAUUAGUUAUUUUCUCCAGAAAAAGAGCAAGUAGCAUUACCUAAGUGAAAAGACUUCAGUUGGUUGUAGUAUUAUUUUAGUGCUUAAUCAAAGAGCUGUGCUUGAGUUUCAAUGGAACUUGUUCCGUUGCUGUUCCCAUAGCACAGAGAAAAAUUCUUCCAUGUUCCCUGAGCUUUAUCUUCACCAUUAUCAACAUGACUUCCACUGCAGCCUAAGAAAAAAUCUCUGGUCAGGGGCUGGCAUUUCUGCCCAGCAUGACAAAUGUUACUCCUUCCUCAGGGCAGCUCUUGCUUUUGCUGUUAAGUGCUAUCUUUUUUCACCUUCUCAUUUUCUGAAGUUAAUAUGGGAUAAUUCCUAAUUUGCUUUCAAGCUUUGAAAAAAAUAUCCCAGGUUGUAUUGUACUACUGUUAAGCCUAUCCAGGUUAACUUCUAAUCCUUUCCAGCUGAAGGCUCUAAGGAAUAUAGGGAUGUUAUGUGUGGAGAAGAGAGAAACAGCAGUGCAAAAAAUACUGUUCUUCUUUCUGAAGAAGUUUACAGUCUUGUGGUACUGCAGAACUAAGAAGGAGCUGCAUCUUCACCCAUUUUUGUAUUCAGGACAGUAACUUUGGCUUGGAAGAACUGACACUAAGAAAAUGCACUGGUUUAGCUCCUGGAGAAAAGAAGUUUUGUGUGUUGGUCCCUUCCUGAAAGAGCACAACUUGAUUCAAGCUUUGCCUGGCUGGGAGGAAUUUUAUAUAUAUAUGGCUUUUGGUUUUUUACAUAAGUUCUGAACCUGAUUUGGGGAACAUAAGAUCUGCAACAGCAACUUCUCUUGUUCACAGCCCAUGUAACACUGAGGUCACCUGUAAAAUAGCUCUGUAAAUAUGUGUGUGUUUCCAGUGUCACUUGUUUGCAAACAAAGCGCCCAGAUCAGGUAUUUUGGAAUCCUCGUCUCUUUGUUUUGCCUGAUCCAAAAUUCAGAGCAUAACUCUUUGCCUAUAGUUCAAGAAGCAUUCCUGUCUGUUGCAUGUAAUAUUUAAUUAAACUUUUUAAAAAACUCCA
Molecule: messenger RNA, 4326 nt
Organism: Oenanthe melanoleuca
Lineage: Eukaryota; Metazoa; Chordata; Aves; Passeriformes; Muscicapidae
Gene: CCNA2
Product: cyclin A2
Exons: 8
Coding region: 103-1323 (406 amino acids)
Biological process (GO): mitotic cell cycle phase transition; regulation of cyclin-dependent protein serine/threonine kinase activity
Cellular component (GO): cyclin A2-CDK2 complex; nucleus; cytoplasm
Molecular function (GO): cyclin-dependent protein serine/threonine kinase regulator activity
Source: RefSeq, a predicted model, not a curated record